This is a messenger RNA of Xenopus tropicalis (tropical clawed frog), 4025 nucleotides long. RefSeq names its product phosphatidylinositol binding clathrin assembly protein (gene picalm). Gene Ontology annotation, biological process: clathrin-dependent endocytosis; vesicle-mediated transport; endocytosis. The transcript is spliced from 23 exons. Gene Ontology annotation, molecular function: phospholipid binding; 1-phosphatidylinositol binding; clathrin binding. Gene Ontology annotation, cellular component: clathrin-coated pit; Golgi apparatus; membrane. The record is from RefSeq and is a predicted model, not a curated record. Lineage: Eukaryota; Metazoa; Chordata; Amphibia; Anura; Pipidae. The coding region runs from base 305 to 2434 and encodes 709 amino acids.
AAAGCCCGCCCCCUCCCUGCGCUGUCACGUGAUGCUGCCGGGUCCAGCGCCGCUCUGAGGUGGAGCCGCUCCGCCAUUUUCCUGCAGUUUCCCGUUAGCUUGUCAUCCAGUGCCUCGCCGCGGUCAGUCCGUAUCGGAUUACAGGGUGGGAGUGGGUUGUGAAAGGGACCGCCGGACCCACCCCACUCCGCGGCGGGGGCUGAGUGCCCUCCUCCAUGGUUACGUGUGCAGCGCCGGUGGCAUCGUCACUCCGGAGCCCCCCUUCCCCUCAGCGCCCCGGCAGCACGGCCCAGUGAGAGGCACCAUGUCCGGCCAGAGCAUCACCGACCGCAUCACGGCGGCGCAGCACAGUGUGACCGGCUCGGCUGUCUCCAAGACCGUGUGUAAGGCCACCACCCACGAAAUCAUGGGCCCCAAGAAAAAGCACCUGGAUUAUUUAAUUCAGUGCACCAAUGAGAUGAAUGUAAACAUCCCACAGCUGGCGGAUACGUUAUUUGAGAGAACAACCAACAGUAGCUGGGUGGUAGUGUUCAAGUCCCUUAUAACUACCCACCAUCUCAUGGUGUAUGGAAACGAGCGUUUUAUCCAGUAUCUGGCAUCAAGGAAUACACUGUUUAACUUAAGCAAUUUCCUGGACAAAAGUGGGCUGCAAGGAUACGACAUGUCUACGUUUAUUAGGCGAUACAGUCGGUACUUGAAUGAAAAGGCAGUUUCCUACAGACAAGUUGCUUUUGAUUUCACCAAAGUAAAAAGAGGGACUGAUGGAGUGAUGAGGACAAUGAGUACAGAAAAGCUACUAAAGACAAUGCCCAUUAUACAGAACCAAAUGGACGCGCUGCUUGAUUUCAAUGUUAAUGCCAACGAGCUGACAAACGGGGUAAUUAAUGCUGCCUUUAUGCUCCUCUUCAAAGAUGCCAUACGACUGUUUGCUGCAUACAAUGAAGGGAUAAUUAAUUUGUUAGAAAAAUAUUUUGACAUGAAGAAAAAUCAGUGUAAAGAAGGCCUCGAUAUCUAUAAGAAAUUCCUGACACGGAUGACCCGGAUUUCCGAAUUCCUGAAAGUAGCAGAGCAAGUUGGGAUCGAUCGAGGAGAUAUACCUGAUCUCUCUCAGGCUCCUAGCAGUCUACUUGAUGCUUUGGAACAACAUUUAGCCUCGCUGGAAGGGAAGAAAAUCAAAGACUCGACAGCAGCGAGCAGGGCAACAACUCUCUCAAAUGCAGUCUCAUCACUUGCAACCACGAGCCUGUCGCUCACCAGGGUGGACGAAAGGGAAAAACAAGCGGCUCUGGAGGAAGAGCAGGCACGUUUGAAAGCUUUAAAGGAACAGCGCGUCAAAGAGCUUUCAAAGAAACCUCACAGCACCUCCACAACCGCCUCCUCCCCAGUGUCCUCCACAGCGGGCAGUAUAAAUACCACGGCAGCUAUCGAUAUGUUUGCAACCCCUACUUCUCUAAACAGCAAGCUGUCCAAUGACCUGCUCGACAUGCAGCCAACUUUCCAGCCAGCUGUUCAUCCGCUCUCUGCUGUGCCGCAAGUAGCAGGUUCCUGGGCAGAUCCUUUCACCUCUGAAGCUGCUGAUGAUUCCAUUCCAAGUCUAAAUCCUUUCCUCAGUAAAGCUAGCGAGGGUGUCCAGCUACCUGUCGUAUCUACCGACUCAGCUAAUUAUACCGCUAAGACACCUAGCCAUGAAAUAUUUAUUGAUUCUUUCUGUGGUCCACAAGGCUACCCUAACCCAUCCCAUUUCCGCAGUGAGCCCUCUACAGUAGCUGGUCUAUAUGGAGGGUUCACCCCAUCCCUAGCUGUUCAACCACAGACCUCCGGUGGCCUUAAUGUUGAUUUUGAUUCAGUGUUUGGCAACAAAUCUCCUUCCAGUGUUAACGUAGACUCGGCAGCUUUUGAUGAUUUGGGCGGGCUCCUCAAGCCAACAGUAGCCUCUCUGAAUCAGAAUCUUCCCUCCUGUAAGAACCCACAAAACAAACUGGUGUCCGAUGACCUGGAUUCGUCCCUCGCCAACCUUGUGGGCAAUCUGGGCAUUGGCAACGGAACAACAAAGAACGAUAUUCACUGGAGUCAGCCUGGGGAGAAGAAGCUCACUGGAGGGACCAACUGGCAGCCAAAAGUAGCACCUACGACAACAUGGAACCCUGCAACUUUGAAUGGCAUGCAUUUCCCACAAUACGCACCACCAAUAAUGGCGUAUCCUGCAACGACGCCUACAGGAAUUGUGGGAUAUGGAAUGCCCCCAAUGGGACCAGUACCAGUCAUACAGCAACCGCCAUUAAUAUACAACCAGCCCGUGAUGAGACCACCUAAUCCUUUCGGCCCUGUAUCAGGAGCACAGUUGCCUGCGGCGCCCAGCCCCUCCAGCCAGAGUCCUCACAGAGCUCCGGGCGAGGACCGCUACCCACAGCUCUCUUUGCAGGAUUUCUUGUAGGACACAUUAGAUGCAGUUCAUGUAACCCAGCUGGAGGGGGAGCACCCUUAGAAAAGGCAACGCUAAGUAACAAAUCCCUACUUCCAGUUCAAUCCAAGCUGCUGUAAAGCUCUCUCCUCUUCCACGGGAACGGUGGCGGAACAAGGCGCGGCGCUACGAACGACCCGAAGCUUCCCCUACAAGAUAGUCGGAAAGGGGCCCGAUGUAUCCCAGUCUCUCCAGUCAUACAGAGUGAUGGUACCAGUCAUAUAGUGGGGGGGCACAGUGAGAUACCAGGAUGUGCUACGUACUGUGAUUGGCUCUGCUGUGCCAAGUGGGCGGUUCCCUUCGGCCGUCGGCGGGUGAAUCAAAUCACAUGACCCCCUUGUCAUUAAUCAGUACUUUUCUUUCUUCUGCUUGGACACAUAUAGACCGUAAUUGUCAUUAACACUUUCUAUUCCCCCCGCCCGCCCCGCCUUUGAAAUAUAUAUAUACCUCUAUAUAUAUAUAUAUUCAGUUUGCAGUAGACAUUCCUUUAUGUAUUAUUUGUAUUUAUUUAUGAUUAUCAGUUUAACAUUAAUGUAUCAAACACCGUAUGUAUGGAUGUAUACAAUUUCUUUCUUUUUUUUAAUAUGAAAUUCCAUACAGAGCACUAAAUAUUUUUAAGUCCAUAUACUGCUAAUGGGGAGGGCCAGAUUUUAUCCGUCUUUUAAUGGAAUCCCCCAUAGACAUCAUUUUUGUGCCUGGGAUUUUACGAGGGGGGGGGGGGGGGGAGGAGGUUUAUCGAUGUCGGGGGAGGGACACACUACAUUUUAAACCCGAUUUUAUUUGCGGGGUGGGGGGGGGGGGAAGGAAUUUAUCGCUUUGUGCUUGCCAGGUCAUUAUUUCCCAUUCGACAUGGUAACGCCUUUCAAAAUGAAUGUGAGGAAUUGCUUUCAUUGUGUAUUUUCCUUUACGACGUGUGGGAGGGGCUUAUAAUGAAGCCGCCUGAUUGGUGGCAGAGACCUGAAUCGUCACUCUAUAACAAAGUGCCAUAAGCCUAUUCCAUACGUUACGUUUACAAGGGGGAGACAUUUCCUGUAACACAAAGCCAUUCUGGCUAUAAAUUGGCCAGCUGGCCAUAAAUAUAAAAAUAUAUAUAUAUUCCGGUCUCUAAGUGCAGGCAACGGAGCAUUCUAGAUCUCAGACCCAUCUUCGUGGAUCUCUGUGGCUGCUGUUGAGCUUCACCUCCCAAAAGCAUUGGGCUGUUCUAUUUCCAAGCAGGAGUGCAUGCUGGGAGUUGUAGUUCAGGAACAGCCGCAGGUUGAACAGAAGUGGUUCCCUCACCCUGCAGGGGCAGAAGGGCAGCCAUUAGCGACCAAUGAAAAUCCAGUGUGGCCGCCCGGGGUAGUGGGGAUCGGCAGAGCGCGGGCGCUGUUGACCAGCCCCCGCCGUGUAUAUAAAAGUAAGGAAGCCUGGAAGGAAAGUGAACAAUAUGAAAGCAAUUCUGUACAUGAACAUGUACUUGCUGCAUUGUCUCUGCAGAUUCUAUUUUUGUUUAAAAUAUAAAAAGAAAAAACAAUGUAUGUGAUUAAGAAUUGGUGGAUUUUCAAAUAAAUUCAGCUUCAACGAG